AUGCAUGUCUCCGAUUCAGGAGAUCUAUCUGCACUUGCGGGCGAGCCCAUUUACUUGGAUCUGAAUCCAAUCUCUCCAGCUCCAGCCCAAUUUGACCUUGACUACCCCGGUCCUCUGCCCGUGGAUCCCGGCGCUAUUGCCUGUGCCCCUUGCGGACCGUUGCCAAUUUACCCUGUUUUGCUUACCCCUACUCCGCCGGGUGCCUCCUCGUGUAGCCCACCGAUGAUGGGUGCUUUGCUUCCCUACUCUCAACUCUUUAAUCCGCCUCCUUUGAACCUUGCUUUCACUAACCUAAAUCCUUUCAUGGCAGCCUCUUUCCCCAGUGAGCCUGUUGAGAUACCGGAGAAGAAAUCCGGUGAGGGCCUUGCUGCUUAUCGUAAAUUCAUGAACUGGAUUCACACGGUGUACUAUUCCUCGAAGUCACCCGUCGCAUUCGUGCAAGCCUGGCAACGAGCUCUCAAAGAGAUGAAGCAGGCCUGUGGGCCCCCACAUAUCCCCACUGUCUUCAUUCUCAAUCAGUUUCUUGCUGCGGUCAGUGUGAACUCUAACACCAUUCCAUGGGUUGAGUCACUCCAGUUUGAGAAAGGUUCUCUUCCGGCAUCCAUCCUAGAUGAAGCGUAUACCGAUUUUCUGGAGUUUGAGGCAUGUCGACUAGGAGGCCAACUGCUAGUCCCCGGCAACCUAGAUCCUCCCUCCCUAAACGUGGAUCAAAUUGACGGUUUCCCCAAGCAGUACUGUCCCUAUCACCAGCGCCUCACAAGGCACCCCGUUGACGAGUGUUUUCGAAACCCACAGAACACGAAGCGUAAAAGGAAGUGGAGGCGAAAGCAGGCACAAGGCGCAGCAGCUCUUGAGGCCUAG
Penicillium digitatum Pd1 is the source of this 861-nucleotide messenger RNA. RefSeq lists its product as uncharacterized. The record is from RefSeq and is a predicted model, not a curated record. NCBI's taxonomy places the organism in Eukaryota, Fungi, Ascomycota, Eurotiomycetes, Eurotiales, Aspergillaceae.